Molecule: messenger RNA, 1668 nt
Organism: Trichophyton rubrum CBS 118892
Lineage: Eukaryota; Fungi; Ascomycota; Eurotiomycetes; Onygenales; Arthrodermataceae
Exons: 2
Coding region: 41-970 (309 amino acids)
Biological process (GO): proteolysis
Molecular function (GO): metalloexopeptidase activity
Source: RefSeq, a predicted model, not a curated record
UCUCUCAGUAUAGCCAUACCUCACCGCUAGUACAGUCAUAAUGAAAAUCGCUACCCUUGCUGUGGUUUCUGCCUUUGCGGCUACAGCAAUUGCUGGCCCAAUUCGCCCCGAUGGUGUUGGAAGUGACAAGUUCUUGAUUGAGCUCGGCCCUGGAGAGACUCAAUGGGUUACUAAGCAACAGAAGCAUGAGAUGAGAGCAGCGGGUCAAGGUUUCGUUGAUAUUACAGAUGAGUUUGGUACCGACUUUACUACGGCUGAGGUCGUUCCUGCAAACUACCCAAAGACUGCUCUUCACGCGGCCGUCGUAAAUCCUAUGAUUGCUGGUCUGUCUAAGGAGAACCUUAUGCGCGAUCUUAAUACCCUAGUGAAAUUCAACAACCGGUACUACGAGUCACCCACUGGCGUUGAAUCCGCUACCUGGAUCUUUAACGAAGUCCAGAAGAUUAUCCAAGCCUCCGGGGUUAAGGGAGCCAAAGUUGAAAAAUUUGCCAACAAGUUCAAGCAAUUUAACGUCAUUGCUACUAUUCCCGGAGGCUCCAAGAAUACUGUUAUUGUUGGGGCCCAUCAGGAUAGUAUUAACAUAAAGGACCCUAUGAAGGGACGCGCUCCCGGUGCUGAUGAUAAUGGAAGUGGAAGUGUUGUUGUCCUCGAAGCCUUCCGCAAUGUUUUGAAGUCCAAGGCUAUUCAGGCUGCUAACGCUACCAACACCUUGGAAUUUCACUGGUACGCCGGCGAGGAGGGUGGCCUGCUUGGUUCCAACAAUAUCUUUAAGAAGUACAAGGCCGACGGAAGGAAGGUGAAGGCUAUGCUUAACCAGGACCUCACCGGAUUUACCAAGAAGGGCAACCCGGAGCAGUUCGGUCUUAUUACUGACAACACCAACGCUGAAUUGAACGAGUUCUGCAAGACCAUUGUUAAUAAGGUAAGUUAUCUCUUACGACUUUCUCCAUUUGACAUCCACAUAUAUUAACUCAAGCCAGUAUGCUUCUAUUAAAAUCCUCGAGGCCAAAUGUGGCUAUGCUUGCUCUGACCAUGCUUCCGCUCACCGAAACGGCUUCCCAUCAUCCUUCAUUGCUGAGACUAACUUCCGUAACACCAACCCAUACCUCCACACUGCUGAUGAUGUUAUUGCCAAUUUGGACUUCAACCACAUGCUGGAGCAUGCUAAGGUUGUUGUUGGGUUUAUGGGCGAGCUUGCCAUGGCCCCCAACUUGUAAAUACUUUUUCUUUCUCACCCGUACUGGCACACACUAUUCGAGGCUUGCAUGUUAGAAGUGUACAAUCCCCGAACUAAGAAGUGCAUGCAGAUAUUUGUCAAUUACAACUACUAGAAAUGAAAAUAUGCAGCUAUGGCAGGGCCGCAGUUAUGGUCAUAUUCGUCUUAAACUAUGGAAAGCACUGGUCGAGGCCGCUUUUUAUAGCAGUAGCAGGUGAUAUGGAUAGCCUGGCUUGUAUUAAGCCGUCGCUUCAUGGGACUGCCUUUCUCUCCUCGGCUCACAUGCCCUAGUCACCCGGGGCUAUGUAGCGAAACUUAGUUACUUUUAUAACAGUUACCUUAGUCUGAAGUGUAGUAAUUACAUCCUAUUUAGUGGGUGGUGGGCCUCCCGGCUGCAAUGCCGAAGACAACACGUAGUUUAGAAUAUCAAACAUAGAUUCAAGUGAAAAUAU